Messenger RNA from Aedes albopictus (Asian tiger mosquito), 8217 nucleotides. RefSeq lists its product as uncharacterized. Gene Ontology annotation, biological process: DNA replication, removal of RNA primer. The coding region runs from base 522 to 2012 and encodes 496 amino acids. Gene Ontology annotation, molecular function: nucleic acid binding; RNA-DNA hybrid ribonuclease activity. The record is from RefSeq and is a predicted model, not a curated record. The transcript is spliced from 2 exons. Lineage: Eukaryota; Metazoa; Arthropoda; Insecta; Diptera; Culicidae.
GACCAUAAGUCUUCUAAACGAAAGACCUGCAAGAAGAGUCGGAUUCUUUUGCUUUGUUUAUUUUAAAGCAGAUGUUCAUACAAAAAUGUAUGAAAUGGUCAAACAAUUGGCUUAUUUCAUUCAAUUUCAAGAAAUAUAUUAUGAAUUUAUUUAUUUAUUUUUUAAAGAGGUUUUAGCAAAAUAGUCAUUUGCCUCCGAUAUAUGAACCAGUUAGCCUAGUGGUUAAGGCUAUGGAUCGCCAAUCCGGAGACGGCGGGUUCGAUUCCCGUUUCGGUCGGGACAAUUUUCUCGACUCCCUGGUCAUAGAGUAUUAUUGUACUUGCCUCACAAUGUUACAAAAUUCAUGCAAUGGCAGGCAAAGAAAGCCCUUCAAUUAAUAACUGUGGAAGUGCUCAAAGAACACUAAGUUGAAGCGAGGCAGCCCAAGUCCCAGUGGGGACGUCGAGCCAUAAAGAAGAAGAAGAAGAAGAAGCAUAUCUUUUUAUUUUUGACAUGAUUUUUUUGAAAAGACCGUCUAAAGUAUGAAAAAAGUAGUUCAUGCUAGAAAUUUGAAUACUUUGGGUACCAUUUCUCAAAAUCUGAGGCGUCAAAUGUAUAUUAUUCCAGCCAGAAUACAGUCUAGAAGAUAUUGGGAGCUAUUAGAAGAUGUAAUAGUUGUAAACGUUAUUAUAGAAAGGGCAACAAAUGCCCUAUGGAUAUGUAAGCGAACUUUCGGAAACAAAUGGGGACUAAGGCCUGCUAUGAUUCACUGGAUAUAUACGGCCAUUAUCAGACCUAGAAUCAUUUAUGCUUCUUUAGUAUGGUGGACCAAAACUAAAGAAAAAUGUAGUAUCAAAAAGCUAGAAAAACUUCAAAGACUAGCUACUGUUUGUACAACAGGUGCAAUGCGCAGCACACCUACGAAAGCUUUAGAUGCAAUUUUGAAUCUUUUGCCACUUCAUCAGUUCAUUCAAUUGGAAGCAGACAAAAGCGCGCUUCGUAUUAAGCAAUACAAAUCUCUCUUUGAUGGUGACAUCAAAGGACAUUUAAGUAUUUUGAAAGAUAUCAAAAUUAAUCCAUUGAUUACAGUCAACAAUGACUGGAUGGAAGCAAAAUUCAAUUUUGAUCGUAUGUUUAAUGUGAUAGAACCAGAUCGUACUGUUUGGACCGUGGAAGGACCACAUCUUCGACCUGGAUCUAUAAUAUUCUACACUGACGGAUCGAAACAAAAUGAUCAAACAGGAGCAGGAGUAACAGGUCCUGGUGUAAAUCUCUCAGUUUCAAUGGGAAGAUGGCCAACCGUCUUCCAAGCUGAAAUACAAGCAAUUUUGGAAUGUGUUUCUAUUUGUUUAAAAAGAAAGUAUAAACAUACUAACAUUUGUAUAUUCUCCGAUAGUCAAGCAGCUUUAUCUGCUUUGAAAUCGUUUACAUGUACAUCAAAGAUAGUAUGGGAAUGUGUUCUCUUACUUCAACAAUUAUGUAUCAAUAAUACAGUCAAUAUUUACUGGGUACCAGGGCAUUGUGGUAUCGAUGGUAAUGAAAAGGCUGAUGAAUUAGCCAGGAUCGGAUCAAACCAACCAUUUCUAGGGCCAGAGCCAUUUUGCGGAGUCUCAAAAUGUUCUGUCCAUAUGGAACUCAGGAACUGGGAACAAAAGAUGGUGAUUACGAACUGGGGGAAUGCUGUUGCAUGUCGGCAAUCCAAAAAAAUUAUAAUGCCUAAUAUAUCGAAUACACAAAAGCUUUUACUCUUGUCAAAAAAUGAACUGUGUUCGUACACAGGGCUAAUUACAGGACAUUGCCCUGUUAGAUAUCAUCUGAAAUUAAUGGGCAAAGCUGAAAACGAUAUUUGUCGCUUUUGUAAGGAGGAUAGUGAAACCUCCGAGCAUUUAUUAUGCAGUUGUCCUACUCUUUUCAACAGAAGUGCGAUUUUCUUUGAUAAGGGACUUUUACAGCCCUUUGAAGUAUGGUUUUCAAAUCCAAGUAAGGUAGUGCGUUUCAUACGGCACAUUAUACCUAGCUGGGAUGAUACCUAGGUCUUGCGUUGAUGAUUUCUGACAUAUAGAAAUUAAUCACCUUGACAAGGUACAAUUAGUAAAAUGGGUUGUGUAUCACAAAAGAUCAAAUAUGGUCACAGUGAUAAUAUACCCGACAAAAAAAAAACGCUAUUAUGUAUGCAAGUGAUACUAUCGUAUUUCAUCAAAACAAUACUUAAAUACGUAAUUUUUUGAAGGUUUGUGGCAUUUUUUACUGUUAAAAACUUUGUUUUUCGUAGAUUUUUAACCUGCACUCGUUAUGAUACUUUUAUUAGAAUCUUUUAAAACACUUCAGAUGAAACUACCUGCAUAUAAAAACUUGAAUUUGGAAACAUUUUUAAUGUUAUAACAUAUUCAUAUGAAAUGCAUGUAAAAUAAUAUGGCAACGAAAACGAUCAAAUUUAUGAUUCACAAGUGGUCGGGGUUCUGCUAAACCGAACCAAAGACCAUUUUUUGAAAAAUUGAGUUUUCUUAACCAUUAGAUGAAGAAUAUGAUGAUCUUCCUUCCGUGUAUCCAGUAAUUGUGACAGCUCUCCGUGGAGUAAAUUAAAAAUUUAGGUUUGGCAGAACAUUAAAAAAAUAAAACUGCAUCCAACCAGAGUGAACUGUAAACCAAUCGAUUCCAGAUGAUGAACAUUUCAAAUUCUCUUCAUCGCCGUCAGAUUUCUAACUUCUAACCGACUCAUAGUAACAAUCUGUGAGAGAAUUUAACACGUAAUUAAAAAACAAGUGUUGGAGGAUCCAAUUAUGUUUCGAUGGCGUUGAUCGCGAUUUUUCCAAAUCACAUUCAGCCAGACCGAACCAAAUCCACUGCAUUAUAGAAUCAAUGUAUUCUCAACAGUACAAAAAUCAACUGGCUUUGAAUACAUGCGUUAUGUCGAUACACCUCAUACUGAUAAUUUAACCCUGAAGCCGUCAUUACUAGGAUAAUAAAGCUUGAAAAAAUCCAAACAGUUGGUUCACUUUGGCUGAUCAAAAAACGUCGUUUUCACGAAAACCAUCCUUGAGAAGAAUGUUUAAAACUUGAUGCAGACUUAACAACUGACCUUCAGCUAGGUAAAAUGACCUAGAGGUAACGCGCUUGGUUAUCACUUAAAUGAUCCAUGUUCGAAUCUCUUUCAUAUUUUAGAAAACUUUUUUGUACUUAGUUCACUUUGGCAGAACAUUUUCAGGGUUUUCUUCGACCAGCAUAAAUUUGAAGUACACAAAUUGCUCCACUUUUACAUCUCAAGACCUCCAGGGCAUGCACGGACAUCAUUUGACAUAAUCACUCUUGCUUUGUGCCUGCACAAUACGCAUGCACCGCCUAUAAAAUAAAAACAUGAGAGGGAAGGAAUGAGCUGGGAAAGCUUCUGCCGUUCACUUUUCAAACUAUUUUGAGUCCUCUGUGCUACCAUACUACGCGUCCUCUCUGAUUCAUGUAAAGGAUUGUGAGUGAUGUCGAUUUCAACUUCAUAGACACUGAAAAAACGAAAUUUUUUAUCACAAUCCGACUGAUUUCUCUGAAACAAAGAAACACAGUCAACCACACUGAACUAUAAACCAUAUUCCAAUGUUUUUGUUCAGCCAGAGUGAACUGAGUGCGAAGUACUGAGAAAUUAAAUGUUAUUAUAUCAAUGAUUUCAAAUAAUUUACAUGUAUUCUUCAUCUCUGAUUGUUAAUAAAGGCUUGUAAGUUACAUGUGUGCGAAAAAGUUUAAAAUAAUCUUAGCUGUUGUUCAUUUCUGAGUGUUUGAACUUUAAGCUUAAUUAUCUCGGAAUAAACUUUUUGGCGCUUAGUUCGGUUUAGCAGAACCCCGGCCAAGUCGAUCUAGAUUGUAGGUCAUCAUACCAAAAUUUGGUAUCAUUUAAUGAUUGUGUAGGAUAUUUUUUCGAAAUUUGAUAGUUUUUUUUAUGCAAUCCUGCAAAUUGUACAUUUUGGCUAAACGAAUGUCUAGGCAAAUGUUCUUUUUUUCUAUUAGGUUAUAGCAUAGCAUAGCAUAGCAUAGCCGACCGUACACAUCCUGGAGUGGCUGUCAAUAGAGACGUGAAAUGCGCCAGAAAAGUUGCCUGGGAGUUGACAAACCUUUCAUUGAACGAUCUCUUUGUUUGACACCUGGCCAGGUCCUUACGAUCAGCGGGGAUGGGGAGGAAAUGUUGAUUAGAUAUCUAUGAUAAGAUAAUGUCCAAGAACUUGGGCUACCUCAUAGAUAUCUGGAGUUGGAAAUUGGAUGGGGAGGUAUAUGGGAAGCUUUCCAUGGCGAAAAAGCAAAGCGUGUUGUUGAUUAACAUUUAAGAAUUGUCAUUUACCUGAUUACCGCUGGAAAAGUAAACCUUUGUAGCAAAAAGUUAAGGUUGUUUAAUCUCACCAUAAUUUAACUACGCUAGAUCGUCAUCCAGAAUGAUUAGGCUUUGAAGCAGCAACAACAGAAAAUGACAGCUGUGAGGAACCUGCUGUCCGAGUCCAGACGCCGCCGGGAAUCCAGUUACGUGAAUUAUCUGGUGAAUUUGAAGCGAAUCAGCGUACCGUUGAAAAUUACCAUAGCCGGUCACCAGAUUGUGAAAGAAAAGACGGCACAUAUCGGACAAUUCAGCAACUGCGGCCAAGAGUCCAUCAUCAGAAGUUCCAGCUGUAUUCUUCCUAUAGUUCAACACAAUUUGAUUUCAUCUUUACACAAAAUACUUCACCAAUAGCACUAAACGGUUGACAUCAGCCGAAUUCUAUUUAAGUCCAAAUUCCACGAGCACGAAAAAAAUCGUCAUGUUCUUUUUUCUAUUAGGUUAUGGCCAAAAAAUUAAUAAUAUAUUAUUUCAUCCAAUUGGCUGAUGCAAAUUACUUAGAAGAUCCUCCAAAAGUUAAAACAAGAACUUAAAAUUAUGACAGUUACGAAAAAAAUAGAAAAAAAAAUGCCUCAGCUAAACGAAUUUGACGGAUGUUCGUAGACAAAAUGGUUAUUCACAGAUAAAGCAUUCACAUAAUAACUGUGAAAGUGAAACAUACUUUGUCACGGUUAGGUCGUAACGCCAAGAAGAAGAAGAAGUACACUGUGUAAUAAACAGUUUUGGGCUUUGGCAUAAAAACCUCAGCUUAACAAAAUGACUAGCAAAAUUUCUUACAUCCACACUCAGUUCCACAUGCUAGGAGGUCCCAACCAAACUCAACUCUUUUGUUUGCUUUCGAUAGGGUUGAUCGAGUUCUUUCUACCCUUUCCAUUCAUUCGUGAACGCCUCGCUCCCACCCUGACCGUUCGUUCCGUCCGUCCCUUGGUCCCUCCAUCCGACCAAACCGGGAACCCCGCCAAAUUUCGACAACGGCGCGCGCGCGCGCGGUAGUGCCGCAUCGCGCAAAGGCCAGACCAGAACCAGACCGGCUCUACUAGGCUACAUUCCUCUCGCCUUAUAUAUGUGGCUCUCCAAUGGUCUCCAUCCAUCCUCAUACAAUUCUAUGCGCCUGAUAUCGUUCGUUCCGAGGGUACGGAAUGCGACGAGCGGUUGUGGAUACGGCGAGCGGCAUCGUGGAUCGUGUGGUCGUCCGCGUUGUUGUUGUUGUCGUUGGUUGUCGGCAGUCAGUGCGGUCGGUCGGUCGUUCUUCGUAACCAUAUUUUAUGAUGACGAUAGUGGUGGUGUUGCUUGCUGAUCUGCUACUCAGUCCCGUCUAGCCAGCCAGCCAGCCAGCAACAUAAAAAAGGCCGAUUAGAGUGAAUUUUUUGUUCCUCGGUUGAUCGAGCGAGCAGCGGUGGCGGAGGACGACGAUCCCUGCCCUGCCGUGUGUGCGAUUCGACUCGCCUGGGCCCCCUGUUUGGGACAGGGAUGCCAGAUGUGGCGGCAUGCACGCUAACGCCGCUCAGCACUAAAGUGCAUAAUUUCCAGACUACACCAAAAAUGUGUAACACUUGCACUUUCACAAAAUCAGCUCAUGUGUCCGCAAAAUCGUUAAGUUCGCAAAAUUUUUUGUACGGAAGUCUAGCUAGGUUUACUAGUGACCUAGGAAAACAAAAAAUCGACAUUUCGCAUCUAGACGAGUGCACGAGCUGUUUUUGUGAAUGUGUAACUGUUACACAUUUUUGUGUGGUCUGGAAAUUAUGCACUUAUGAGUGGAGCUUACACAUUCUAGGUGCUGAGUGGUUUUAGCGUGUGUGUGAAUUUUGACCUAUCUUACAAAGAAUUUCUAGAAUACCAGUUGGAAUCUCACUUUGAAUUUCAGGAGGAAUACCAGAACCAAGUCUUAGAAUUCUCGAAGAAACUCUUAAAAGAAUGCCACAUCAAUUUUCUAGAGGAAUCCCUGAAGAAGCUUGAGAAAGUUAACAAGGAACUCUUAGACGAAUCUUAGAAGUAACUCUUGAAAAAAAAAACAUUUAGAGAGAUCCCUCAAAGAAUUCUUGGAAUCAAGGCACGACUCAAGGACGAAUCUCGAAAAAAAUUUCUGUAAAAAUUCCAGAAGAAACUUCAGAACAAGUUCCUGAAAGCAACUCAGAUACAGGGGAUGGCCAAAAUGUUUGGGAUAGGCAACUUUUUUUCUCCCACAAAAAAAAUCAACAUACUGUAACUUUUCAUAGAGUGCAAAAAAAAAUCUCAAAUUUUGACUGUUUGUCAACCUAUUAUAUGUGCAUCAUUGGUACAAAUUUGGGCUCGAUUGAUUAAUAUUUCGCGAAGUUAGAACCGUUCGGGUAAAACACUAUUUUUUAGACAACUAAUUUUUGAACUGUCAUAUCUCGGAAACCGGUGAACCGAAUUGAAUGAAUUUUUGAACGUUUAUCAACAAUAUAUUGAUACAUAAUACGACGUUAUAUAAUGUAACAUUUUCUCACGGCGAAUUAAGUUAUACCGGGUUGAAAUUUUUACCCAUAUAGAGGAAAAUAAGUCAAAUUUACAAUACCCCACAAAAAUUAUUAAAUGUGUUCUUCCUUCAAUCUAAAUAGGCUCUAAUAUAUCUGAUUAGAGAUAAUUUCAGAACAGAAGUGGAAAAUCUUUGGAUAUCAACACUAAAAUGUAUUGACAUUGAUGUGGAAAAAUUACAUUUUUUAGAGAAAAAUUCAAAAAGUGUCAAUCCAUGAUAACUUUUUUCAACGUUUAAAAAGUACCUAUGUUUAAAUAGAUUGUGAAGCAUUUACAUAUUGUUAGUGUACGUUUAAAAUUUAAUUCAAUUCGGUUGACUGGUUUCCGAGAUAUGACAGCUCAAAAAUGAGUUGUCUGAAAAAUAGUGUUUUACCCGAACGGUUCUAACUUUGCGAAAGAUUAAACAAUCGAGCCCAAAUUUGUACCAAUGAUGCACAUAUAAAAGGUUGACAAACAGUCAAAAUUUGAGAUUUUUUGAUGCACUCUAUGAAAAGUUACAGCAUUUUGAACUUUUUUGUGAGAGAAAAAAAAGUUGCCUAUCCCAAACAUUUUGGCCAUCCCCUGUAAUAUUGCUGGGGGAAUUGCAGUAGCAACUGUAGAAGGAAUCAAAUAAUAAAUUCCUGGAAUAAUUCCACAAGGAACCUCUGGAGGAAUCUCAGAAGAAAGGCCAAGAAAAUCUUAGAAGGAGCUUCUGGAAAUAAUCCACAAGUAUUUCCAAGAGGAUUCACUAUAAGGAUUGAAGCUACUAUAGAGACCAAGAAUACCUCUACAUCUCUUCAACCACCACGAUAUAGGUGUUUAUUUGUUAAAGCAGUGGAUCAGAUUUUCUAUUGAGAGUAGUUUAUACAGAUGAUCAGGACCGGUUAACCUUCCUUUCGCAUCACGUUGGCAGCAGCUCGACUAAGGGGGCUGGGGCCAUGGCCUCAGGCCCUCACAAUUCAGCCCUCCUCACACAAAAUUCCAGUUCACGCACAAGAAACAAGAUGUAUUGCUAGAUACAAGUCUUGAUUUUAUUUUAUAUACAGUCAGGUUUUUUUACCGCGUAAAAAUAAACCGCGUUAAUUCAAAAAUCCGCGUAAAUGAAAACCGCGUUAAUUAAAAAAUCCGCGUAAAUGAAAACCAUAUUUUAUAACUUUUAACUCAAUAAUUUCCUUCUUGAUUUUAUAUUAAAAAAUGAACUCAACGAAUUAUUUUAAGACAACAUUUUAAGAUUUUUGCCUGUUACUCAAAAUUUCUACAAGUUACACAAACUGCCAAGCUAUUGUUUAAAGGUUUAAAGCUUUUACCAUCAUUGAUGACGUCAAACCCGACAUCAACCUAUCAUUCACCUAUUUUUAUUUUGGCCACCAAACCCAACAUGGACCCAAUACUUGGUCGAUGUUGGUCCAACA